Messenger RNA from Dentiscutata erythropus, 1164 nucleotides. Lineage: Eukaryota; Fungi; Glomeromycota; Glomeromycetes; Diversisporales; Gigasporaceae. The record is from the annotation of a GenBank genome assembly.
AUGUAUUCAGAUCGUAAACUUUCGCGUCUCCCUCUUCAUUUAUCUAUUGAACAAAAACAGCUUUCAAAACUAGCUUCUUUACCCCGUAAUCCAAUACGAACGACACAAAAUUUAUUGAUUACUGAUGAGAGAGUUUUAAGAAGACGUUGUAAUUGGGAACCAGAAUUCGCGAAAAGUGUACAAAAGAAAUGUGCACAAUGGAUAGCACCAAAAAAUUGCACUGCAUUAGAUCUAUUAAAAGAUACUCAUAAAGAAACUAAAGAACCUUUCAUGUCAACGUCAUUGCCUGAGUUAGAUGUAGCAUUAGGUGGAGGUAUACCAUGCUCGUCAUUGACAGAAAUUGUAGGGCCUACAAAUUUCGGCAAAACCCAAUUUUGUCUUACAUUAUCAAUUCUUGCCACAUUGCCCGUCAGCAUGAAUGGUCUUGGUGGAGGAACGUGUUAUAUAAGUACCCAAGGAACUUUUCCCGCAGAAAGGUUGAUGGAAAUCGCAAAGUAUAGAUUCCCAUAUUUAUUCGGUGAUGAAAAUCCACAAUGUCAGGAUAAUCUUAAAAAAAUGACCGAUGCAAUUCAUUUAAUGAAAGCCAAAUCCUCUAAGGAGUUGGCGAAUAUAUUAGAGAAUUUUCAAGAAUUCAUAAUCGAGAAAAAUAUUAGAUUGUUGAUAAUCGAUUCAUUUGGUGCACUUAUAAAAAAGGAAUUUAUUGGUAAAAAAGAUUCCUUAGAUAAAAGAAGUCGAUUAUUGGUUAAAUUUGCCGCAUGGUUAAAGUUCUUAUCUGAAUCAUUCAAUAUGCCGACAAUCGUGACAAAUCAAGUUAUUUCCUUUAAUAAUAUACGCGAGGCAUUAACAGAUCUUACAAAUGAAUCAGAUUCAGGUAUAAAACCAGCACUAGGAAAUACAUGGUCGCAUGCUGUAAACACGAGGUUGAUGAUGGAUUACUGUGACAUUAAUCCCGUUAUAAUGCUCUUAAAUCCUGAUGUUCCAAGAAAUCUCAGGAAAAUAAGAGUCGAAAAGUCUCCAAUCGGCGCACGAAAAACUUUUUACUUCACUAUUGAGAGAAAAGGGAUUGUAAAUUUUGACUUGAAAAAUGUAAUCGACAAUAUGAGAAAUUGUAAUCAAGAUCGAACUUCAGAUAUAAAAAGGUUAAAGAUUGAUGAAGAUGAGUAG